Messenger RNA from Pyrgilauda ruficollis (rufous-necked snowfinch), 2355 nucleotides. RefSeq names its product proline-rich protein 12-like. The annotation marks the transcript as partial. The record is from RefSeq and is a predicted model, not a curated record. Lineage: Eukaryota; Metazoa; Chordata; Aves; Passeriformes; Passeridae. The transcript is spliced from 2 exons.
CUGUCCCCGUGUCCCCAGGGCUGUCGGGGCUCUUCGAGACGGGGCUGCACCACGCGGGGGGCGCGGCCCCCGACGCCUCGGUCAUGAACCUGAUCUCGGCGCUGGAGUCGCGGGGACCCCAGCCCGGACCCUCGGCCUCGUCCCUCCUGUCCCAGUUCCGCACGCUUCCCAUUUACCCCAGGGGGGCCAUGCACACUCCAGCUCCGGCCGAGCUCUUCAUCUCGGGAGCGCUGCCCGGCUCGGGCACCUUCCCGUCCUCGUCGGCGCUCGGCCCCUACCAGCACCCGGCGUCCUUCGGCGGCCGCAGCUUCCCGGUGGGGUCCCCGCUGAGCCUGCCCGAGGCCGCCUUCAGCCCCGGCUCCAACGGGCUGCUGUCCCCGCACGACCCGCUGCUGCACAUCAAGCCCACGCAGCCCGCCGUGCCCUCCUCGCUGGGCUUCGACCGCCUGGGCUCGGCCGUGCUGGGCUCGGCGCUGCCCGCCCAGACCCCUCCGUACCGGCCCGCUCCCAGUUCCUCCCAGUUCAACCUGCUGGCGGCCACCGAGCAGCCCCCUCAGCUCUACAACGCGCCCGUUUUCGGCGGCGCCAACGCGGCGGGCGGCGGCGAUCGCGCCAUAUCGCGACAGGACAGCGUCAUCAAGCACUACCAGCGGCCGGGCGGGGCUCAGCCGCAGCUGCCGCCGGCGCCGGGGCUGCAGCACUACCUGAGCUGCGGCGGCUCCUACCAGCAGGUGCCCGCGCACCGCGCCCCGCUGUCCUGCAGCCCGCUGGGCGAGCAGUCGCCCGCCAGCUCCGAGGGCUCGCAGCAGCCGCCCAAAGCCGCUCCGCCGGCGCCGCGCCCCGAGCCGGGCUACCGGCCCAUCAUCCAGUCGCCCGGUUACUCCGGGGGCGCCGCGGGCGCCGCGGGCAACGGCGGCGCGGGCGGCGGCAACGGCGGCAAGUCCAAGAGCUACUCGGCGUCGCGGCAGCCGCCGCGCUCCACCAACACGCCCAAGUGCCAGAGCAGCUACACGCCCAGCACGCCCAAGCCCAGCUCCGUCAUCGCCAGCCAGUCGCCGGCCUACUCGCCGGGCCAGCCGCCCCAGAGCCUGCUGGCCAUGGGGGGAGCCCCCGGCUACAGCGCGCCCGGGGCGCCCCAGAGCCUGGCGGGGGCGGCGCAGCCCGCGGGGGGCUUCAGCGGAGGGCAGGCCGGGGACCUGGGGGGCAAAGGCGGCGGCUACCAGGGCGGGGGGCAAGGCGGCGGGCAAGGGGGGCUGCAGCCCUGCGUCAGCGGCGCGGGCACCUACUCGCCCGAGCAGCUGCAGGCGCUGCCCUACGGCGUCCAGCCCGAGGGGGGACAAGCGGGGGGCUACGGGCCGCCGGCCCCCUCGCAGGGCUUGCCCACCGCCAGCCCCUCGCUGACCUACAGCACCGGGCACUCGCCCGCCAUGCCCGGGCCGCCGCUGCCCUACGCCGGCCUGGGGGGCUCCAGCCCCUCGCCCAUCAUCCGCCCGCUGCAGUCGCCGCCGGCCGCCCGGCCGCAGAGCGGGGCGUCGCCGGGCCAGUCGCAGAAGUACCUGGGCUCCGUGCUCUCGCCGUCCUUCAUGGCCCCGCAGGGCUACGGCGCCGCGCCGGGCGGGGGGCUCGAGCGGCAGCCGCCCCCCGCCCCGCCGGGGGCGCCCCCGAAUUUCGGCAAGGGGGCCAAAGGCGAGGCGGAGCUGCUGGCGGCGGAGCGCAGCGAGGACGAGGAUUUCCUGAUCCAGCACCUGCUGCAGGCGCCCAGCCCGCCCCGAGAGGGGCUGGGGGGCUGCGAGGAGCGCCCCAAAACUCUGGGGGGCUACGGGGGGGCGCUGGGCAAGGAGGAGCGCUACCAGCUGCAGAGCGUCAUCCGGCCCAACUCCAACCUGGAGGCGCCGCUGGAGCUGGCGCUGCUCAAGGAGAAGAAGAAGCCGGAGAGAGGCAAAGAAUUCCGGGGGGCUGGCGGAGGAGGAGGGGGCGGCGAGGUGGCGGCCACCUCGGUGGUGCACUACGGCCACCAGCCGCCGCCCGCGCUCGACACGUACGAGCUGAAGAAGCCGCCCGAGCACCUGGCCGGGGGCAAGGAGCUGGGCCAGCCGCCGCCGCCGCACUCGUACCUGCCCAAAACCCCCGAGCACGGGCGGCUGGUGGGCGAGGGACCCCCGCUGGAGCCCCACAACCUCCUGCUGGACCCCUCCCCGGAAUUGGGGGGGUCGCUGCUGCCCUCGGUGCUCACCCACACGCAGAGCCAGCUGCACCCGCGGCCCAAGGCGAGAGCGCCGCUGGACGUUCACCUGCUGGAGCAGCAGAGGAUGCCGCCCCCGCCGCCGCCCCCUCCGCCUGGGGGGUUUGGGAUGG